This is a messenger RNA of Orcinus orca (killer whale), 2250 nucleotides long. RefSeq names its product T-box transcription factor 22 (gene TBX22). Gene Ontology annotation, cellular component: nucleus. The coding region runs from base 162 to 1730 and encodes 522 amino acids. NCBI's taxonomy places the organism in Eukaryota, Metazoa, Chordata, Mammalia, Artiodactyla, Delphinidae. Gene Ontology annotation, biological process: positive regulation of DNA-templated transcription; regulation of transcription by RNA polymerase II; cell fate specification. Gene Ontology annotation, molecular function: RNA polymerase II cis-regulatory region sequence-specific DNA binding; DNA-binding transcription factor activity, RNA polymerase II-specific. The record is from RefSeq and is a predicted model, not a curated record. The transcript has 8 exons.
CCCUGAAUAUAGAUUCAGAAAUUGUUUUCUGAGUUUUCAGGUUUUUCUGAUUUUCCCGCUUUCCCUCCUUUGCCUGUCCUCUGCGCCCUCCCACCCUCUCCCUCCCUAACCCAGCUCAGGUUGAAACUUUGCAGAGUACGUUCUCUUCACCCUCUCCAGGGAUGGCUCUGAGCUCUCGGGCGCACGCCUUCUCGGUGGAAGCCUUGGUGGGCAGACCCAGCAAAAGAAAACUGCGAGACACAAGAGAGGAGGCGCAACUUGAGCUGCUUGAGAAAGAGAGUGGAGAGGCGGAGGAGGAGAGAAGGAGCAGCGCCGCAGGAAGGAAGAGCGAGCAGCCUGAAAAGCGACCCAAGACAGAGCCCUUAGCAACUACCUUCUCAGGCUGUAGAGGCGGCAGCGGCGGCUGCAACAGCUUCGGAAGUCUGGAAGAAAAAGAUUCUAUCCAAGUGGAGCUUCAAGGAUCCGAGCUGUGGAAGAGAUUUCAUGACAUUGGAACUGAGAUGAUCAUUACCAAGGCGGGCAGGAGGAUGUUCCCCUCUGUUCGGGUCAAGAUAAAAGGACUGGACCCAGGGAAACAGUACUAUGUGGCCAUCGAUGUGGUGCCGGUGGAUUCCAAACGCUAUAGGUAUGUGUAUCACAGCUCGCAGUGGAUGGUAGCCGGGAAUACAGACCACUCAUGCAUCACUCCCAGGUUCUAUGUUCACCCGGACUCGCCUUGUUCGGGAGAGACAUGGAUGCGUCAGAUCAUCAGCUUCGAUCGCGUGAAACUCACCAACAACGAGAUGGACGACAAAGGCCAUAUCAUUCUGCAGUCCAUGCACAAGUACAAGCCCCGUGUGCAUGUGAUGAAGCAGGACAGCAGGGUCGACAUGUCCCGGAUUCAGUCCCUGCCUGCUGAAGGGGUUAAAACAUUCUCCUUUAAAGAAACUGAGUUCACCACAGUGACAGCUUACCAAAACCAGCAGAUCACCAAACUGAAAAUAGACAGGAAUCCUUUUGCUAAAGGAUUUAGAGAUCCCGGAAGAAACAGAGGUGUAUUGGAUGGGGUUUUAGAGAGCUACCCAUGGAGGCCUUCUCUCACUUUGGAUUUUAAAACUUUUGGUGCAGACACACCAAGUGGAAGCAAUGGCUCAUCUCCAGCGACCUCUAGUGGAGGGGCUCCCUCUCCUUUGAACUCUUUGCUUUCUCCACCUUGCUCCCCUCCAACAUUUCACAUACCUACAAGCUCCCUUGGAAUGCCCUGUCCAGAGGUGUACCUACACAAUAUCAACCUGCCCCUUUGCUACAAGAUUUGCCCAACUAAUUUUUGGCGACAGCAGCCUCUUGUCUUGCCUGCUCCUGAAAGGCUAGCAAGCAGCAACAGUUCUCAGUCUUUAGCCCCAGUCAUGAUGGAAGUUCCCAUUUUAUCUUCCUUGGGGGCCACCAAUUCAAAAUACAGUUCAUCUGAAGACUGCAAUGGACAGUGUCAACAAGCAUCUAAUUCUUCCAGUCAAAUGUUGUAUGGAUUACAGGCACCUGGAAAUAUUUUAUCACCCAACCCCAUUGCCCAGGAAGCAAUUGGUUGCUCAUUCCAUCCUUCCUAUGGCUUUUAUAGGUACAACUUCUCCAUGCCAUCUAGACUGGUAAAUGCUACCAACCAUCUCAAAGUGAAUGAAAACAGUCAAGUUUCUUUAAUAGAAGGCAAAUGCAAUCAUGCUCGUUGGUAUCCAAAAAUUAACCAUUGCCUUUAAUGGAAUAGUCAAGUUUCUAAAACAAUUACAUGUAAGCAUAUAUUUUCUUUAUUUGUAGCCAAAAAGGGUCAAGAGCUAAUGGGCUUAAAAAGCUUCAUUAUCAGAGGGUAUUCCUCUAUUCUGCAUUUAAAGUGCCUUAUGAUAUGUUCUUAAGAAGGCUGAUUACAGUAGCCUUAGGCCUCAAAAUAAGAUACUCAGUAAACAUUGUUUGAUGAGGUAGGCUACCAGUGAAAAGUGACUUCAGGUGAUGAAAUCUCUAAUUAUAGUGAAGCCUGUUUACCACAUCAACUGCCUCUUGCAUAUUGACAAUGACCAAAGGAAGGUGGAUUUAAUUCCUGUGAAGGUAGUGAAACAAUUACAGUUUUUAUCUAUGAAUAUUGGCUUCAUUGUAAUUAUCUAUCUAGUAACUGUAGAAAAAUUUCAUUGUUCAUUUGCAUUAUACUUUUAUACUCUGCUGUUGAAGGAACUACUAAUCUCAAUUUUAAGGUACAAAUAAAGACAUAAACAUUCUAAUAUUAAU